Molecule: messenger RNA, 2542 nt
Organism: Chilo suppressalis (striped riceborer)
Lineage: Eukaryota; Metazoa; Arthropoda; Insecta; Lepidoptera; Crambidae
Source: the annotation of a GenBank genome assembly
GUUUUUGACAAUUCACCAGUCAACAGAAUUGUGAUUCGUUCUUUUUUGCAUUGUGUGGAUAAAAGUGGACUAUGUUGUUGAAAACUCUUGUUUUCAGUCGUAUAAAUUGAACAUAGAAUCACAAUUUCCAUCAAUUUAUACUUUUUCACGCCAAUUUUAUUGAUAGCACCUCAGUAAAAUCUGCCGGAAAGGUUGUCAGUUCAGUGUAAUAACAGCCGGGGCGUUAUUUACAUUUCUUUUAAGAUCAUUGUAUUUUUUUUUGUAAGGUAUUAAUUUAAAUAUGAGUUCUCUCGAAGAGCAAACUGAAAUCAUACAAUACGUUCCAUUCAUGUCUUUUGUUCACCCGUCGUUUUGGCAUACUCUGACCGAACAAAAGCUUGAUAUUGACAAGUUAAAUGAAAAUUCCAAACAGAUUUUUGGGCGUUUUACAUACCGUAGUGAUCUAGGGUCGAUAUUUGAAGUGGACGGAACUUCGUUCAACAGUACUCCAGAAAAUGAACAGUUUUAUUUAAAUGUGAAGGGUAAACUGCUGAAUAAAAAUACUAUUGAGGACUUCAAAAACAUUGAUAAAGCCUCUUUGCUCAAUACUGUUGGUGAAGCUUUAUGGAAAGAGAUAAAAAACAGAAAAUGGAUCGAGGAUCCUUCAACUUUGUUAAAUUUCAUUGUUCUUUCUUUUGCUGAUCUUAAGAAAUUUCACUAUUUUUAUUGGUUUGCAUUCCCAGCGCCAAGUCAACCCACAAUAUAUUUAGGUGAGAAAAGUACCAGUAUAUCCAAUCAUUUUAAGAAAGAACAACUGGAGAGUCUAGCACAAGCAUUUAAAUCACUUGAUUUAGAGCAGAAGUGCUUUUUUGUAGUCACAAAAAGUGAUUCUGUUGUCAUUGUUGAAACACUCGCAGAGGUAUUACUUAAAAAAGGAUUUUCCAAAGACAUAUUAGAAUUAGAUUUUACUAAUACAUACUUUGGAUUUGCUGACUCAAGUAACAGCAACAACCCGGGCUGGUCACUUCGUUUGUUUCUGGCAGCUAUCUUUGAUCUUUAUCAAAAUUUACAUAAGAAUGAUUUGAAAAUAAUUGGAUUGAGAUGCAACUCUAAUGGUGGUGUUGAAAAUAGUCUUAUAUUCACAAUAAAAGCUUCUCAGAAUAUACAAGCAGUAGAAAGUGCAGGAUGGGUUGGUUGGGAAAGAAAUGACAAGGGCAAUUUUGGUCCAAAGCUUGCCAACAUGUCAGCCUCUAUGGAUCCUGUAAAAUUAGCAGACACAGCUUCAGACCUUAACAUCAAGUUGAUGAAAUGGCGUUUAGUCCCUGACCUAAAUGUGGACAUCAUGAAGACAACCAAAUGUCUUUUACUUGGAGCUGGGACACUUGGGUGUCAUGUUGCACGCAAUUUAUUGGCAUGGGGAUUCCGUCACGUCACUUUCAUAGAUAAUGGUAAAGUGUCUUACUCAAAUCCGACACGGCAAGUUUUGUUCAACUACCAAGAUUCUCUAGGCGGGGGAAGAAUGAAAGCGGAAGCUGCUGCUGACAAUUUGAAAUUGAUUUUACCAUCUAUACACACCCAAGGCAUUGUUGCUCAUAUCCCAAUGCCUGGCCACCCAAUAGGAGAGUCCUUGAAAAAUGAAACCAUAAAUAAUGUAAAUCUACUCACGGAAGCCAUCAAAGAGCACGACGUGAUAUUCCUUCUGCUGGACACUAGAGAAGCGAGGUGGUUGCCAACAUUAAUAGCAGCACAUUAUGGAAAGAUAACAAUAAAUGCCGCCCUGGGAUUCGACAGUUAUCUAGUAAUGAGGCAUGGUAUUAGCGAUAGUACAGCGACUGGCGAUGCCUCCCACGAAAAUUCUUUUAUACCAGGUGGGCAGCUGGGAUGCUAUUUUUGCAAUGAUGUCACAGCCCCAGGAAAUUCAGUGAAGGACCGCACGCUAGACCAGCAGUGUACGGUGACUCGGCCCGGCGCCGCAGCAGUGGCGGCCGCUCUCGCUGUCGAACUACUAGCCGCCAUGCUGCAACACCCCGCCGGGGUACAAGCGCCGGCAUUCUACAAUCUCUCUAGUGAAACGGAGAAUGAUAUACCACUGGACAUGCAAGGCGUUCUGGGCCCAAUACCACAUUCCAUCAGGGGAUUCUUGCAUUCCUUCCAAAGUGUACUUCCGACUUGUGCCAAAUUCAAGCAAUGCAUCGCUUGCUCCGAUGUCGUCAUUAAUAAGUAUAAAGAAGAAGGGAUGGAGUUCCUGUUAAGAGUGUUUAACAGUGGUACUUAUUUAGAAGAUGUUACUGGCCUGUCAGAAUUGCAUUUGGCAGCCGAAAUGACUGAUAUGUUAGCACUCUCCGAAGAUGAUGAUGAUGAUGCAUGAACUAAUUAAAUACUCGACAUAGGAAAUAUUCCCUUCAUAGCAGCUAGCAGCUUGGGUCAUUGUAAACGAUGCAAAUGGCUUUAUUUAUUGUGAUAUUUUUUAAAUGUGUUGUGUAUCGAAUUAAUAAGCGAAAUUAAAUUACAUUAUUUACUUAUAUGUAUAUGUCGUGCGAAAUAAACUAUUGUUAAGUAAUCA